Messenger RNA from Meloidogyne enterolobii, 1403 nucleotides. NCBI's taxonomy places the organism in Eukaryota, Metazoa, Nematoda, Chromadorea, Rhabditida, Meloidogynidae. The record is from the annotation of a GenBank genome assembly.
CCACCCAAUUUAAGGUACCCCCAAUAUAAGAGACUUCAUUUGAUCUGAACCAGGGGUGAGUGCAUUUCGUUUUGCGAGGGCGUAGCCAAGGGCGCAGCCUAAGGGUAUGGGAGGGGCUGAAAAUAGAAGAUAUUCCUGGUAUACUUAAAAUUAGGGUGUGACUUUUCAGGGCGAGGUCAAGUUCUCAAGAACGGGAUAAUUAAUUUUAAUAUUCUUAGAUAAAAAAAUAUCUAAAAAUGUCCAAAUCAAUCACCAAUUUUAUUUUUAUUCUCUUGAUAUUAAAAUUAAAUUUAUUCUUAUUUGUCGAGUCGACGGACGAUAAAUGCGGGAAGGAUUUAAAAUUAGUACAAAAAUUUUUUAAAUUUUUGUAUAACGAUGAGGGAAUUAAUAAAGAAUUUAAAGAUAUACUGCUUAAAAAAUAUUCAACAUUUUUAACUAAAAUAGCAAAUAAAAAGGCAAGGAAAGCAAGAAAAACAAAGGAAACAAAGGAAAAUUUAAUUGAGGAGAACGUUAAAAAUGAUUCCCCAAAGUCUUCAGAUGCGAACAGUUUGAAGUCACUGAACACUGAAGUUAGUAAUAAUAAGGGGAUAAAUGAGGGAAGAAAGGAGGUACAAAUAGUACAGACGUUUAAUGAGUUGUUGAAUGAAAAUAAGGAUGAUAACAAUAAAGAGACCUCCGAGAAGACCUCCCUCCCAGGAGACAGGAACAAAUCCGACUCCGAGGGAUGGACUGGAGAGGGAAGAAACAAGGAACAAAUGGAACCACAAAAAGUACAGACGUUUACUGAAUUGCUUAAUGAAAAUAGUGAUGAUAAUGAGGCUGAACACCUCACAGAAGACAGGAACAAAUUGGACAUGGAGGGAUGGAUUUCCCCUGAAAGUUCUUCAAGACAUGCUUCAAGACAUGCUAAUGAUAAUAUUGAUAAUUAUAAAGAUGCUGAUAAAGAAGUCGAAUCAACCCCGGAAGUUGGCAAAGGAUUAGAAGAUGUUGACUUGGCUUGUGAGGCACGCACAGCGCAAAUAAUCGAGGAAUUGUUUAGGGAUAUUGAGACAGUCCCGGAGACAGAACAUAAAGAAGAAGGACACAUACCAGAACACCUCCAAGAAGUCAACAACCACCAGGUGGAAGUUGACUUGAUUUCCAAUCCAAGCCCUUCAAAUGAUGCGCCUAAUCAUCCGAGCCCCUCACAGCAAAUGCCGAAUUAUCUGCUCGCCAGGAACACAAAUAAUGGCGAUGAAGCGCCUAAUCUUCUGAGCUUCAAUCCGAGCUCUUCACAGCAAGUGCCAAAUAACGGUAAUUUUAUAUUUGUUUUAUCAACUAAGUCCCAUUGCUCAUUUCAUCCCGGUUUUUUAUCCAAAAAUGGGGAUCUGAAGACUGGAAAUUGGCUAGGUCCCGGGCGUUAA